Messenger RNA from Staurois parvus, 345 nucleotides. NCBI's taxonomy places the organism in Eukaryota, Metazoa, Chordata, Amphibia, Anura, Ranidae. The record is from the annotation of a GenBank genome assembly.
AUGCAAGUGCCGGUUCUCGGCUGCACUUUCCUCACGCUGUCAGAUCGUGAGGAAAGUACUGCCGAGAACCGGCAGUUGUCAGAGCGGGGAUCGGCACCGAUCAUCAGGGCACUGAUGAUCAGUGCCCUGAUGAUCGGUGCCCAGCAGUGCCACCCGCAAGUUCCGCCCACCUGUGCCCAGCAAUCACCCACCUGUGCCCAGCAGUGCACCCACCUGUGCCACUCUGCAGUGCCACCUACCUGUGCCCAGAAGUGCCACCUACAUGUGCCCAGCAGUGCCACCCACCUGUGCCCACCCACCUGUGCCCACCAGUGCCACCCACCUGUGCCACCCACCUGUGCCCAC